CAUCCCACUGUUGGCAUGGUGAUCAAACUGUCAUUUCCUCUUGUCAGUUCAAAGCUUCAGAUAGUGGAGAGAAGUAUCCCAGAAGGCACCAUUGUGCAAACGAAGAAAUCACAGAGCAUCAGGAAGAGACAGGGUGAUGAGCUCUGAACAUCAGAAGUUAUAAUGGAGAUGACUUUACUGUCCAUCACAGUGUGGCUCACUCACUUCCUCUUUGCAUCGGCUCUGUAUUUCAACACAACAACAACACAACUGUCAAAAAACACCCUGAGCGACUACACUGAAACCACACAAAUUACUGGGACAACAACAGAAUCAAACCAAGAACCAAGGAUACUGAUAAAUUCAACAGCUUCCUCACCUCAGACCACAGAAUCACUGGACAGCACAGUUGCUACAGCUUUGCACAUGACAUCCACAGAAGAAAUAGCAUCCAUGCAUCAACCGAACAGCCGUAAUGAAUCUCAGAAUGACAUUGUGCAUUUCACAAAAGGACCAGAUGGGUGGAGUGUUAGCAAUGCUAGUAAUGUCAUGAUCCAUACAAUUACAAGUCUAAUGGAUACCACAGUUUCUUCAAACCCUGGAAGUCUUACAAUAAAAAAGGACGAUAAUAAUGAAAUAGGAACAAAGUCAAGUGCACAUAUCACGAGUUACGACAGCAACAGACACACCAGUUUAGACAAAGUUCUGAACACACAGACUACCAGACCAGUCACAAUGGCCUUAUUAGACACUUUAAAAACUGUCACAACAGUUCCCUGGAGAGACUGGUCAGGGGAAGGGUAUGAGAGAACAAAACCUGAUGAAGGAAAUUAUGAAAUGAACUCUAACCAGGCAACAUCUGCUAAUUUGAACAAGGAGACAAGAGGAACACAAGUAACAGAGGGAAGUUACAGCCUAACAAGUGAACACAGAGUUCCAGUGCACAACGAGGAACAAUACAACACAACAACAAGUACAACAGAAGUGAGUACUGCAACACCGACAACAAGAAACAACUGGAUAACUCCAUACAACACAAACACACCAAUGACCAGUAUGUCUGCUUACAAAACAGAACAUGACCUUACUGUUACAGAUACAACUGAAUAUCACACCUCUAUUCCUGUCCUUGUAACAAAAAGUGGUGGAUACUGGACAGGGCAGCCCAGCAGAGAGUACAUUACAGACUCUACAACACAGAGUACAUACAGACUCUUAAACUCUACAACACACACUGAAAGAGAAAACAGGACUGAAACAGACACACCCAGUGGCAUCACCAGCAACAAUAGCACUAUCAUAGCUAAUGUUAUAGCGGACAACAGCACAAAUGCCACAACUGACAAAAUGAACAAUACUAGCACAGAAAACACACUGUGGCCCAACUGUUUUAACUCACAAUCUCAAUUUCGGCAAUCAAGGCUGGUCUGCUUCAUUACAGUGUGGGCUCUGGCAAUGACUGCAUCAGUUUUCCUUGGGAUAUCUGUUUUCCUGUGGGUGCGUCUGUCAAUUGUCAAGAAAAGGAUGAAGCACAGGGGAAGAGGACAAGAAGAGAAGGGAGGACAGAAGUGGGAGAAGGAAAGCCUCUGGGCCAACCCCAAAGCAUCGGUGCAGGAAAGAGUGGAGUUCUGGUACGUCAAUGGAUCUACACUGAAGGAAGACAGGAAGGAGAAGCAAAGAAAGAGAGAGGAGAGAUUCAAGAGGAAAAAGCAGGAGCAGAACAAGGAUGAGAAUGAACUGUGGAUCCAGCCUAGAGUGACUAUGGAUGACUUAGCAGAGUUUUGGUACGCAAAUAGAAGAAUAAAGGAGGAGAGGAGAACGGACAUGUCAUUAUAAAGACAAUGUUGAAAGACAGCAUGCUGGUAGAGCUGUGAACAAUGUCGACCUUUAGAAAGGAGUUUAGACGAGGUCUUCUCAACUAGUGGGUUGAGACCCAAAAAUUGGUUGCUGGUCUGUUCUGAUAGGGACAAAACAAUGCUGAAUGCAAAUAAUAAAAUGCAACUAACCAUAUUUCAGUCAGGACCAUUUCCGUAAAAUGAAUAUUUGACUUGAAUACUUGAAUAAAUACUUUUAUUCACUUAUAGACAAUUAAAGUAAUCUGUUGGUGUUGGAGGUAUGGUUCUGUUCUGGGCAAACUCUCUGCCCAUCCAUGUAGUCACGCAUGGAAAAAGCAGGAAGAGCAGCGAAUAAACCCCCAUGGAGUAACAGAACAGAUCCAGCAGAAUUAUAACAACAUUGUACAAUUUUUUUAUAUAUUCUGACAGUGCAACAUGGUACAAUCCUUUAUUGCAUAAUAAAUUAAAUGGACACUUAAA
Myxocyprinus asiaticus (Chinese sucker) is the source of this 2294-nucleotide messenger RNA. RefSeq names its product mucin-4. The transcript has 2 exons. The record is from RefSeq and is a predicted model, not a curated record. Bases 163 to 1815 code for a protein of 550 amino acids. Lineage: Eukaryota; Metazoa; Chordata; Actinopteri; Cypriniformes; Catostomidae.